AUGGAUAAUAGAUAUUUUAUAAUCAUUGAUGCGACUUUAGAGUCUCAAGCACCUUUUUUCGCCCAAAAUCCUAUAUUUCAAACAUGGUUACGUGCUUUUAAUAAUGUAGCUGAAGCAUUACAAUUUAUAACCGAAAUAAGAUUACCAUAUAGUAUAACUGUAUAUCUAGCAAGAGAUAAUAUUCUUGAUGAUGGUCUACCUUCAGACAUCAAUGGUCAAAUACGUACUAUUCUUCAUACUUUAAACGAUUUGCAGACAAUUCAUCUUGUUACUAUAUUUACACCCAAUAAAACUUCUAAUCUACUUCAACAAAUUCGUGCCAUUAUUUCUAAUCCAAGAUUGAUAAAAGAUGUCAUUUCAGUGAUCGACUUUCAUGCAUAUAUGUGUCUAGAAGGUGAAAACUAUCUUCAACAAGAAAUUACUCGCUGUACUACUACAAAUGAAGAACAUCUUAUACCAAAUUUAAGCCAAAACAUAAACGAUUUACGCGAGUAUUUGGAAAAAAUUAAAAAUGAUCGACGAAAAAUACUAGAGAAUAUGAUAGAACAACACUCUAAUAAGCCUGGUGAAGAAGAAAAAUAA
Messenger RNA from Rotaria sp. Silwood2, 582 nucleotides. The record is from the annotation of a GenBank genome assembly. Lineage: Eukaryota; Metazoa; Rotifera; Eurotatoria; Philodinida; Philodinidae.